GUCCGUCGGCCUGACAACAUGUCCCACCGGUCCGUUGAGGCCUGCUGGAGGCUGCCCCAGCACCACAGCCUCUAACCUAACACCGACCGGGAUGGGACCGAAUCUAAAUAAUAUUAUUCCUGCAACAUAUUUAUUCGGGCCGCGAUGGCUCCACAGACAAGCGCUCAGUUUCUAUUCAUAUUGUUUUGCGUGCUUAGUGGAGGAAGCGGGGACGAUGUAGUCGAUGGAGUAGCGUUCUUUGACCUACUGUCGGAGGUGCGCCGCGGUGAUCUACCCGAAGGAUUCACAAGAACUGAAGGACGAUGCCAAUCUUACUCGACGCCCAAAUCUGAAUACACCGCCUUCAGUCUAAACGAAAAUGCGUCCUUACAUCAUCUCACCGCGGGGAUGUUUUACAACACGUUCCCUGAGGACUUUUCCAUUUUGGCCGUACUUAGAAUGCCAAACGGCACAGAACAGAACCCCGUAUUCGUGAUGUACUCGGAUGCUGGUGACGAACAACUGCAACUGGUAGUUGGAGAGAUGGUCGAGUUAUAUUACGAAGAUACAAGGGGUGACCCUCAAGAUCAUGAGCUCCUAACUUAUCGCGCUAAUAUUGCUGAAGGAAGAUGGCAUCGUCUAGCACUCAGCCUAAAAGGCGAUUCUGCCACUCUUAUCGUGGAUUGCGAUUACAUAGAAACAAUGCCUCUAAAUCGAAAAACUGGGAGCACGUUCAACUUAGCCGGUGCUAUCGUUGUGGGAGUCCAGUAUACCCCAGAUCAAUAUUACGAGGGGGAUAUAGAAAUGCUACAGUUCGCUGACAAACCUGAUAUUGCCUACGAAAUGUGCACAGUAGUUGCACCAGACUGCAGAGGCCUCGGCUACUUUGCAGGAGGAAUUUUUAAUUCUGAACUAGAACCCCGAUAUCGACCUCUUCAUUACAACGAAAUAACUACUCAAACAGACUUUAAUGUUGAAACUACAGAGCAGCCGAGGACAUUUGAGAAUGUCGAUACAGAAAGAUUCAUUGAUAGGAAUCAAACUAAUAAUCCAUGGGAAGUCGCUAGCAGAGAAUUAACAACGAUCAGACCAAACUGGCACAUCACAGAGUCAUACAAUCCGAUUACGGGACAAUUCGUACGUUCUACAGAUGCAGAUGAAAACAGCAUAUUUGGAAGAUUUACGGAUGGCGAAUUUACACCUGCUCUCUCAUUAGACGCUGAUAGCUCUCCGACCACUCCUGAAACUGUUGAAAUAACGCCUAGUCUUGAUACCUCACACAUUACGCCAGGGACCGGUGAAGAGACGGAAGUAACUUUAGUAACAACAGACUCGCCCUACACCCCUAUUACGACCACAGAAGACACAAAUUGGCUCACACACCCGCCGGAUGAAGCCGAAAAUAACUCAUCAAAUUAUGAUUCAUCAGAAACAUAUUAUGAUUAUGGUAGCUCUGGCUCGUAUAAUGGUCCAAGAGGAUAUGCCGGACCGCCUGGACCCCAGGGACCAAGAGGACCGAAAGGUGAACCAGGCAAACCAGGAGUAGAAGGACAACAAGGGUUUCAAGGUCCGCCUGGACAUGUUUUUGUCGUACCUAUACAACAAUCAGGCAGUGAUAAAGGCCCCGAUGUUCAGUCUGAAGCCUUGCGACAAAUGUUAACGCAACACAUGGCUGCAAUGCGAGGUGUUGAGGGCCCGAUGGGUCUAACCGGACCUCCGGGACCUGAAGGUGGAAUUGGUCCUGAAGGACCGAAGGGUGAACAGGGCGAACAAGGAGAGCCAGGCCCACCAGGUCCAAGAGGUUCUCAAGGGCCGCCAGGCAGACAAGGACGCCGGGGUCAUGCCGGCAGGGAUGGCGAAAGAGGUACAACAGGACCUUUCGGUCAAAAGGGUGAACCAGGAUACCCGGGAUCUUCAGGCAUGCCAGGAGACAAAGGAGAGCGGGGCAUCUCAGGAUUACAGGGUGAACCAGGAGCUCCAGGACAAGACGGUCCCCCUGGAGACGACGGUCCUCCGGGGCCACAAGGGCUUUCUGGCGAACUGGGGCCAAGAGGUUUUGUGGGACCUAGAGGUUUUCCAGGCUUAAUAGGAUAUCCUGGCAUACCUGGGAACGAGGGUCUCCAAGGAUCGAAAGGAGCAACAGGACAACCAGGGCCAUCCGGGCCGCAAGGACAACCAGGUAUAAGUGGGCCUCCAGGAGCACCAGGUGCACAAGGACCAACCGGAAUACCGGGCUUGCAGGGGCCUCAAGGAAAAUCUGGAAUAUCCGGACUACCAGGACCGGAAGGAGUACCCGGUACCCCUGGUAAUCCAGGACAACAAGGAUCUCCAGGAGAAGUUGGGCCACAAGGACCACAGGGAAUGUUAGGUUUCCCUGGAACUCGUGGAAUAAAAGGAGAUGAAGGACCACGGGGCUUACCAGGAGACAAAGGAGAUAAAGGCAUAAGGGGCAUUGAAGGCGAGAAAGGAGACAUGGGUCCUAAAGGAGAACGAGGACUAUCUGGCGAAGUUGGGACUCCUGGUAUAGAAGGGCCUGAAGGUCAGAAGGGCGUUGAAGGUCCAAGAGGAGAGACAGGACCAAUUGGACCUUCAGGUGAGAAGGGAGCUACUGGUCCUCUCGGUCCUCAAGGAUAUCCGGGCACCCAAGGUGAAAAAGGAGAUAAAGGAGCUUCAGGACGAAGAGGUCGAAGAGGAAACAAAGGAAAUACGGGUGCUAUUGGAAAUCCAGGCGACCGUGGUGAAAUGGGACCAAGGGGUUAUAGGGGUCCUAGAGGACGCCGUGGUUCAGAUGGGGCCCCCGGUGCUAAAGGUGAUACUGGCCAACCUGGACCACCAGGACAGAUAGGAGAAAGGGGACCUCAAGGAGUUGAAGGAGUGAGAGGCUUCCCGGGAGCUAUAGGCCCUCCGGGAGCUGAUGGCAAAGCUGGAUUGCCUGGACCAACUGGAGAACGGGGCCCUACAGGUGAACCUGGUGCCCAAGGAUUAAUAGGACCCGUAGGAAUAAUGGGCCCACAAGGACCUAAUGGUGACCCGGGUCCUCCAGGACCAACUGGAUCUUCCGGAAUACCUGGUACUCCAGGUGAGGCUGGUUCUCCGGGCGAAGCUGGUAAAGAAGGUCCGCCUGGACCUUCAGGCCCUGAAGGAAAACAAGGACCCGUGGGCCCGUCUGGACCUCAAGGACCCCAAGGAGAUCCUGGUUUACCAGGAACACCGGGAAAUGCCGGAAGCAAAGGAGAUUUAGGUCCACCUGGACCCCCUGGAAUAAGAGGUGAUAAAGGAGAGCCCGGCGAACCCGGUCAUGAAGGUAAUGCAGGACCUCAAGGACGUGAAGGACCGCGAGGAUUUACAGGCCCAGGUGGUCAAAAAGGCGAAAUUGGUGAACAGGGACCAAUAGGGCCAAUCGGGCGUGAUGGCUUAACUGGCCCACGAGGCUUACCAGGAGUUCCAGGCCCUGUAGGUCCUCCUGGAGAAGAUGGUGACAAAGGAGAAGCAGGGCCACCCGGAGAAAAAGGUUUUAAAGGUGCCACGGGCGAAUCGGGUCCUCAAGGGGCACCUGGCAUUCAAGGUCUUCGUGGAGAAGUUGGUCCAGUUGGUCUUCCAGGAGAAAAGGGACCUCCGGGUGAUAUUGGACUUCCUGGUUCUCCUGGUAUCGACGGAACACGUGGACCUCCGGGACCAAUUGGUCCUACAGGACUUCAAGGAAUCAAAGGACAACAGGGUCCAAAAGGAGACGCUGGUGACAUAGGUCCAGUUGGCGCCACCGGCCAGCCGGGUGCAACAGGGCCGCCGGGCCGACGUGGCGCUAAAGGUAUAGCAGGUGAGCCUGGUCCACGUGGGCCAGAAGGACAACAAGGAGAAUUGGGCAGUCCAGGACCAACGGGCCAACCAGGGCCAUCGGGCCCUGAAGGAAAACAAGGGCCAACUGGACCAGUAGGACCUAAGGGUGAUGACGGGUCAGUGGGCUUGCAAGGAGAACCAGGACCUAAAGGUUUACCUGGCCCGGAAGGCCCCAAAGGCGACAACGGACCUGCCGGCUUACCAGGUGAACGAGGUGAACCUGGACCUUCAGGUAUCAAGGGUGAACCCGGAACUGAAGGUCCCGAGGGUAGUACUGGUCCACCAGGGCCACCCGGACCUGUGGGACCAACAGGAAAACCUGGCGAAAGUGGGAUGCCCGGUAGUCCUGGCUCCGAGGGUCCUGCAGGUCUACAGGGUAGUCCUGGCUUAGCCGGGGAAAAAGGCGAUGUUGGAGCUAAAGGAGCUCAAGGUGAACCUGGUCCGAAUGGUCCACCAGGACCUCCCGGUCCAGAAGGACAACGAGGUAUUAGAGGAUCACCAGGACCUAAUGGCGAAGUUGGAGCACCAGGAGUAAUGGGUCCAUCGGGACCUUCUGGAAAGGCUGGGCCACCUGGAGCUCCGGGUAUCAGAGGUGAAAAGGGAGACAGAGGACCUAAAGGGCAUAUCGGAAAUACUGGGCCUAUGGGCCUGAAAGGAGAUCAAGGCGAAGUCGGAAAAACAGGAGCACCCGGCCCAAUGGGUCCAUCAGGCCCAAAGGGCGAUAAUGGACCCAUAGGGCCACCAGGGCAAAAAGGCGAUACGGGCCCGAUUGGUCUUACAGGACCUGAGGGUCCUCUAGGACCGAAAGGCCAGACAGGACCGGAGGGCCGUCCUGGAUUACCAGGACCACCAGGUGCACCAGGUCCACCCGGACCCCCCGCACCAGCCCCACAAAUUCCUCAACAACUUUUAUCAUCUUAUAGAAGAAAACGCAGUAUUGACUCCAUUUCCUCCUCUAUUGAAACCGGCACUGAAGACAGUUUUGAUGACGAGGAAGACAUCAACUGGGUGAAAGAAAUAAUGUCAGGAAUAAUUGUUGCUCGCAGCACUCUGGAAACCGUUAAAAAUCCAAGAGGAACUAGAACCAAUCCAGCACUGUCGUGCAAAGACUUAAAGACGUCAUUUCCUAAUAUUACUGACGGCGAUUAUUGGAUUGAUGCUAGAGGUGGAAGCGGGAGCGGACGUCCAAUCAAAGCCUACUGCAAAGGAUAUAGUACUUGUUUAUAUCCGGAUGUUAAAGAACAAAGCGUUUACAACAAUGACGCCAAUACCCAUAAGUUUUCACAGAUGAAAAACGGUUUCCGGAUAUCUUAUGACGCAGAAGGAUCUGGAGCCAUACAAUUGCGUUUCCUGAGGCUACUUUCAAAAGGAGCCCGUCAAAACUUCUCGUAUGUUUGCGUAAAUACCGAAAUACAACAAAGAUCUGAUAUCCCGAUGGAUUUGGUAAGAGCUAGCAAUAUCAAACUGUACGGUUUCAACUCUGCUGAAUUUAGGGAACCCCAAAUUGUCAAAGACGAAUGUAAGGAUGGAUCAGGCGAGAUCGUAUUGGAGAUUAAAACGUCAAGGACGGAAAGACUUCCGAUAACAGACUUCCAACCGCUAAGCUUUAAUGAAGCAAAACAUCAAUUUGGCUUCAAAGUUGGACCUAUUUGUUUCACGUAAAUAACAGGAUCGACUAAGCUAAUAAGGAUAAAUUAAACAUUGUACUUAAAACAGACCUUUGUAAAUAUUAUUUGUAAAUAAAUGUGACGACGAAUUA
Messenger RNA from Bombyx mandarina (wild silkworm), 5575 nucleotides. RefSeq lists its product as uncharacterized. The record is from RefSeq and is a predicted model, not a curated record. Gene Ontology annotation, molecular function: extracellular matrix structural constituent. NCBI's taxonomy places the organism in Eukaryota, Metazoa, Arthropoda, Insecta, Lepidoptera, Bombycidae.